AUGAAGCACGACCUCCGCAUCUGCGCCUGCUACCACCGCCCCGUCAACUUCGGCCCCGAUGCCCUCUCUUGGAUGAUGGCCGUCGGCGUCUGCUUCAUCUUCGAGUUCAUCUGCAUCUGCGCCAUCAAGCAGGGAAAGAUCAUCGGCAAGAUCCCCUCCGGCCUCUCCCACAUCAUCGACUCAUCGGGGAACAAGACGGCGCACAACUCCAUCCUCAGAUAUCUCUUCAUGCUCAAGAACCAAAUCCCUUUGUUUGUCAUGAGGAUGAUGCUUGAACUGCAGUUCUCCUCCAAGGAAACGGCGGAUAAAACUCUCCACUCCAUGACGACAAGGCUCAGCAAUGAUCUCUCGCCGUUCAAGCCCACCGACACGGUCGACAUGGCGCUCGUCAUGGAGCACACUCACUUGUUGGAUUUUUUAUACCACUUCAUCGUGCCUAAAACUGAUAUAUCGUUUCCGCCGCACAAAAUCGAAGACGGCGAAUUUGGCGGCGAGGAGGAGAAGAAAGUGAUGACGGUGGCGGAGGCGUUUGCAGAGCCGACUCACAUGCGGAAGCUGGUGGACAUAGUGUGGGCAAUGGUGUCGAAGUUAGUUCGAGGACCGAUUGCAUUGACGAAGCACGUGAUGUUCUCCAAGCUCAUGAAAGUGUUGGUGAAACUGCCAUGGACGAUUUUGAGCAAGAUCCCCAUCCUGAAAAUGCUCAAGGAGCCAAUCGAGAACGUGCUCCAAACCUUGCAUAAUGCGAAGAAGGAUGACGGAGGCGACGAAGAAUCGGGUUCGAAGAAGAGCGACGAGAAGCCUCCGCUGCUGGAGGAGAUCGCGAUCCCUUCGGUGAUGCAGCUGGCGGAGGCCGGGGUGUAG
Molecule: messenger RNA, 861 nt
Organism: Salvia miltiorrhiza (redroot sage)
Lineage: Eukaryota; Viridiplantae; Streptophyta; Magnoliopsida; Lamiales; Lamiaceae
Product: putative UPF0481 protein At3g02645
Exons: 1
Coding region: 1-861 (286 amino acids)
Source: RefSeq, a predicted model, not a curated record